AUGUCUUCACCUCUUCUCUCAGAUGCUGAAGAAUCUAACACUACACCAUCAACUGCAUCAACUACAUCAACUAAAGAAUUUGUGCCAAAGGAAGGUAAGACAGUAGAUAUCUAUUUGGAUCUUGUUUAUGAAGAAAAGGCUGAAAGUGAAGGUGAGAAGAGUGAAAGUGAUGAAACAAGUGAUGAUGAUAUCCCUACUGCUGAUAUAAAUCAAGUAGAGUAUUUGACACUAGUUGCCACUACUGGCUUGCUUAAGAAAACAACAUCAGUUGAACGAAACAAAGCACAGAAUUUGGUAGAAGACCAGUAUAAAGAAUUAAAGAUAAAUCUUGCUAUUUCAGAUGACAUUAAAGAAAGAGGUCAUGAUGAUAAUUAUGAUAAUGAUAAAGAUUUUUUUAGUGAGUUGGAAGCAAAUUUUGCACAAACAGGCAAGGAAGAAGAAACUCAAUUGGCAUGCAAAUAUCUCUCUAUUUCAGUGACCUCAGUGCCAAGUGAGAGACUAUUUUCCGAUGUGGGUAAUCACAUUUCAUCAAAGCGAACUCGUUUGUCACCUGAUUUAGUAAAUAGGGUCUUAUUUUUAAAAUGUAAUAGAGUUCAUGCUGAUAUGUUUCCACUACAAGAAUAA
Cetraspora pellucida is the source of this 624-nucleotide messenger RNA. The record is from the annotation of a GenBank genome assembly. Lineage: Eukaryota; Fungi; Glomeromycota; Glomeromycetes; Diversisporales; Gigasporaceae.